This is a messenger RNA of Aspergillus vadensis CBS 113365, 2635 nucleotides long. RefSeq names its product RING-type E3 ubiquitin transferase MAG2. Lineage: Eukaryota; Fungi; Ascomycota; Eurotiomycetes; Eurotiales; Aspergillaceae. Gene Ontology annotation, molecular function: metal ion binding; transcription cis-regulatory region binding. Gene Ontology annotation, biological process: positive regulation of transcription by RNA polymerase II. The record is from RefSeq and is a predicted model, not a curated record. Bases 122 to 2281 code for a protein of 719 amino acids. The transcript has 3 exons.
AAUCACAAUCCUCCGCCUGCCUCAGUCGGAGACUGUACCGCAAGUCUAGUCAUAUCUCCGCAUUUUCCUUCAUAACUGCUUUUUUGCCCCCGCCAUACGAAGUCAGAUUCCUACCACAUCUAUGAAAGCGGUGAACAUUCCGAGUCAGCCAGCCUCUGCGACAUUUACUCCAUCGUCAUUCGAUAGCGGCUCUCCGCGGUCUCAGCGGCGCCCGGGAGGUUCUGGCAGCUUUGGAGCUGGCUUGACAUCUCAGGCUAGGAACUCAGGCUCUCCUAGGCACAAUCAGGCUCUUAGGAGUCAACAUAAACGACAGCGGCGUCCUCGAUUGCUGGAUGAUGAGGAUUAUAGCGAAUCGGCCAUCAUGAGAUCCACGACCAGUCGCAAGGGACAGACGUCCAUCACUCAUCUGAUGAACUUCUCCCUUCCCCCUCGUCCUCAGUACCAUCCUCCACCCCGUAAUACUCGCCGCUAUACGUCUUGGGGUCCAGGUUCCGGCUAUCAUGCCAUGGACAAAUUUCGCUACGUUCAUGCCAACUAUCGUUUUAUCGUGACGCCGAAUCGCAACUACCAUGCACAAGCGGCCAAUGCUGAUGUCCAUCUAGACUGGGACUCAGUUAUGCAGGUCUUGGUUUCAGAGCAGACGCAGUCAGCUAGUUGCCCCAUCUGUUUGUCCACGCCGGUAGCGCCACGGAUGGCUCGUUGUGGUCAUAUAUUCUGCCUUCCUUGUUUGAUUCGCUACAUGCAUUCGAGUGACGAAGAAAAACCGGUUCCUGAGAAGAAGCCACGUUGGAAAAAGUGCCCCAUCUGUUGGGACUCUGUGUACAUUUCGGAAACUCGGCCUGUGCGAUGGUUUCGUGGCCAAGAAGGGGACCUCCCUUUUGAGGGGGGUGAUGUCGUACUAAGGCUAGUGAAAAGAGAGCCUGGAAGCACUUUAGCACUGCCACGGGAUGGAGCUGAGGGGAUUGCGCCAGAUGAGGAUGUCCCGUGGUAUCAUGCUGCGGAGGUGGCUGACUACGCGCGCAUAAUGAAAGGAGGUGAAGACUAUAUGAAAGAACAGUACGACAUUGAAAUUGAUGAGCUCCGCAGGCAGGAGCUUGAGGAUGAGCUUCUAUUUGGGGACGAUACUACUUGGACACGGAAGGCGGUUGCAGCGAUUGCAGAUGCCAAAUCCAAGGUAGAAGGUAUAGGGAAUCCGCCUGAGAUUGUGCGACAGCCCGUCCCAAGCCAGGAGCCAAGAGAACCCGUCGCUGCACACUCACCACCAGAGGAGGUUGCUGCCAUGUAUGCAUCGCAGCAUGCUAUCAAGUCAGGCCAAAGUUCGUCUGCGGAAUCCAUUCCCGCGUCAGAUACUGGGCCUGGUUCGGCCUCCACUCCGGAGACGUCCAAUGAUGUGGAUCGUACAUCUGAAGCUUUGGGCCAGGUUGACUUGAAUACAACUUCUACUUCGAAAAAGAAAAAGAAGGAUCCUGGACACGGCCGAAAUAACAUGCCCUCAAAGCGAGGUCUUACUACCUCUGACCAUGCGUUCUUCUUCUACCAAGCUCUACCACAAUUCUACCUUUCGCCCUUGGACAUCCGCAUCCUGAAAGCUGCAUUUGGUGAUUACUCUUCGUUUCCGGCCACCAUUCUUCCAAGGGUUGAGCGUAUUUCAAGCGGUCAUAUUGUGGACGACGAGCUACGCAAACGUGUCAAGUAUCUCAGCCACUUACCGCAAGGUUGUGAGGUGAAUUUCCUUGAGUGUGACUGGAGAGAUGUAGUUGUACCGGAAGUGCUAGAGACUUUCAAGUCCGAAACUGAAAAGAGGCGGAAGCGCAACAAGGAGAAAGAGGUGCGAGAAGAGAAGGAUCGCAUUCGAGCGGAGAAAGAAGAGGACGAAAAGCGCUGGGCAGCGGCGCGCCGGAAGAGGCCUAGCAUUGGCCCCAUCGAUGAACCUCCCUUCUCCGACCGCGAUUUCCAGCCGUUAUCGGGCUCUGCUGGUGAGCCUUCUGGCUUUGAUAUAGGUUCUUCCUCUGCCUCGCCUCCUCCUUCCUCGAGCCCCCCCGGAUCUCGUACGGUGUGGGGAACCGUGGCCGCUCCGACACUUUCGGCUCCAUCGAGCUCACAAGCCCCUGCCGAUGGUUGGCUGCAGGGCUGGGAAGAGGAGCUGUGGGCCCAGCAAGAAAGGGAGCUUAUGGCUCAAUCGGCUGCUGAGGCGAAUGCUGCGGCCUCUUCCUCUGGCGGGAAAAAGAAAAAGAACAAGAAAAUUACACUUAUGUCGACCAAUAUCCAAAGAGGGGCAUAGAAGGUGCGACUACCCUUGCGUCUUCGUCCACCAGCUCCUGGUGAUCUACUUCAUCGUUUACAAUCUUUUCUAUACGGUACUCUGUGGAUUUUUGUCAACUAUAUCACGAAUAUUAUGUUAUAAUCAUAUGUGGGGGGUUGUUUGCAGAUACAUUCUGGGAAGAGCAUGGGUCAGGAGUCGAACGUGUUUUUAUGAAUUUUGAUGGCCACAUAUGUGUACCAAUUACAACAAAUAGAUAAAAAUGAUAAACAGCUAGAUAGAUGAACCUUUUCUGUUGGGCUCUUCCGGAGUCACGGCGCGUCUUUCCAGAUGGAAGGUGCUAGUAACCUAGCUCUCUUUCCUAAUCAGGACAAU